This is a messenger RNA of Gongylonema pulchrum, 690 nucleotides long. NCBI's taxonomy places the organism in Eukaryota, Metazoa, Nematoda, Chromadorea, Rhabditida, Gongylonematidae. The record is from the annotation of a GenBank genome assembly.
AUGCAGUUCAGCUGCGUUUUAGGCAUAGUCCAGCUACUAAAUCACAAUGUUCGCAGCUACGCAUCCGGUAAAAAUCUCUGCUCCGUACUUCACGCUGCCAAGGAUCUACGUUUCGAGGAACGUGAGAUCCCAAAACCCGGCGACGACCAACUGCUAAUCAAGAUGGACAGUGUUGGGAUCUGUGGCACCGACAUCCACUUCUUCAAGCAUUUCGCUAUUGGACCAUUUAAAAUUACACAACCCUAUGUGCUUGGCCAUGAGGGAUCCGGAUAUGUCGUCGAAAUGGGCAAAAAUUUAAUGAGCUCGGAAGACACCACUCUUUCGAAACUUUCUACUCCAGGGGAUCGCGUUACUAUUGAACCCGGCGUAUCGUGCAGAAAAUGUGAACGCUGCAGAACUGGAAACUACCACAUGUGUCUAAACCAGGCUCUGAAGGGACUACCGCCAGAAGAAGGGUUGUUUCGACAGUAUGCAACGCAUGACGCCGACUUUUGCUAUAAGUUUAUAUUUCAAUCCAUAAAUGCUACUUUUCCACGCGAAAUGUUGAAGGAUAAUUCCAGGCUGCCUGAAAACAUGUCAAUGGACGACGGCAGUCUUUUAGAACCAUUAAGUGUCGGAAUUCACGGGGUACGCAAGUCCGGUGCCAAGGCUGGAAGCAAAGUGCUUGUGCUCGGAGCAGGUUACUUUUAA